AUGGUCCACUAUCGCUUCUUUGCCUUUGCCGGUCUAGCCGCGGCUCUACCGCUCAACAUCAACCUCGGCGCCUACUCGCCGGCCCUGGUAGUCGGUGAUGGUGAAAUCAGCUUCGGAGGCAAACAAGAUGUUUCCGCUUUAAUGAACGCCCUUGAAGGGGCUGCCGUUAACGCCGCGGCAGGUGCGGCUGCUGCUCCCGCGACUGUCGCUGCUCCCGCGGUGCCUGCUACGGUGCCUGCGCCAGCCGAGACCCCCGCCGCCGUUGAGGCCGCUCCCGUCGACCCGGCUCUCUCGCAGCAAGCCGCCGCUCUUCUGGGCAUGGGCAAAGAGAUUGCCCCCCGUGAAGACACCGACAACGCUGACGCCCACGUAGCGAAGCGAGAUCUCUCCGGAUUCGACCGGGCGCUCACCUUUGCCGAAGCUGCCCUGACCAAGGGACCCGAUAUCCAGCUUGGAACUGGCGCCGAGGGCUCGGGCGUCGGCAUCAUUAUCGAUAACCAACCCACUGCUGUCAAGGCUGAGAAGGCUGAGAAGCGUGAUUUUAAUGAGGCCACUGCCCCAAGGCGUCGGGCUAAGGUGACCACCAUGUACGUUCGCCGGGGUGUUCCAGCUUCACUCCAGAGCAGCUCGAAUGAAGUCGUCGCCCGCGAGAUCACAGCCCCUGCCCCAACCACACAGAAGCAGCAAGCACGCGGCGUUGAGGCGCCGGCAUCUGUAUCAAGGCGCGACGCCAUCGACGCCGUCAACCUCAACGUCGACGGCGAUGCAGGGCUCACCAUGACGUUUAUAGAGGAGGUUGAAGAGGACGACGAAUGA
Messenger RNA from Lasiosphaeria miniovina, 816 nucleotides. RefSeq lists its product as uncharacterized. The transcript has 5 exons. NCBI's taxonomy places the organism in Eukaryota, Fungi, Ascomycota, Sordariomycetes, Sordariales, Lasiosphaeriaceae. Bases 1 to 816 code for a protein of 271 amino acids. The record is from RefSeq and is a predicted model, not a curated record.